UGGCGUACAGCACGAAGACGCUGGCGGCGCGGGAGAUGGCGCUCCGGGCCUCCUUGGAGAUGUUGACGCCGUCCGGGAGCUGCGAGGAGAGCGGGGAGGUCUAGAAAGCUUCAGAGUUGGCCUUUGUCCUAAACCAUUUAUAGCUAUGGACUUACCAGAUGUCAGCCAAUGGGACGAAACCACCUGUGACUUGGCUAUUUGCCAACAUCCACAAUGCUGGGCAACUAUCCGCCGGAUUGAGAGAGGCCAUCCUCGAAUCCUAGGCUCACCUUGCAAAAUUCCCCUGGAUGAUGAAGAUAAACUCCCAGAGCUCACCGUUGUAAAUGUGCCAGAUUCCUGCUCCUUUCCUCGUCAUUUAUCAAAAUUUACCUUCACUAAGGCUCAUUCUUUAUUGUCUCGUGGUUCAAAGUUUAACUCCAAAUUUGAAGGCAGGCCUCAGAAAGGUUUACCUGACAAAAGUUUGAUCAACAGUACUGAUAGAUCUCCCAAACUUUCAGUGUUGAAUUUGAAUGAGACACAGCUUCCCUGCUCUAAAGAUGUUGGCAAUAUGGUUGUAAUCUGGAUCCCAGAAGAAUCAGAGAAGUAUGUGAGCCAGCGUGGGAAGAAGAAAAUAAAGAAAUUGGCAAUGAAAAACGGUUCAUCUCUGAGUCUCUCUAGAAAGCAAUAUCCAGAAACACUGUCAAGAAUUCUUGUGCCUCCCCCGACCCCAGUACCAUUGUCUGAGCAAUUAGGUCCAGACUUCAUGCCUUUCUGGGCCCCACUGGACACGCUACCUCAGGACCUACUGGAGGAACUUUUGUCAGAUGAAGACAAAACCAUGCCCUGUCCAGAGAUGAAGAUACAGUUGACUAUGAUGAAAAAGAAUCUUCCCCUGGAAAAGAAUCGACCUGACAGUGCAAUUUCUUCUGGGAUGUUUCUGUCUAUACACCGCCUGACCCUGCAGAAACCAGCAUUGCGAUAUCCUGAAUAUUUGAAGAAAUUGCAUUAUAACCUGAAGACAGAAGGUAGAUUUCAACAGCAGCAGCAGCAGCAACAGCAGCAGCGACAGCAACAGAGGAAGGUGAAAACACCUACUAAGAAACAGGAGGCUAAAAAGAAAGCCAAGAGUGGUCCAGGGAGCCAGAGAACUUCCCAUCAACAGUCAGCUGCCAUCGCUUAUGAUCCUCUCUCUGGUCACAGAACUCUGCCAAGUCAGAAAAGUGACAUGAAGCAGCAGCAGCAGAUGGAGCUAGAAGGUGCCACCUUGAAACAGGAUUCCACAGAGAGACCAAAGACGGACUACUCUGAGACUUACGUGAAUUUCUGCCUCCGUACGGAAAGUGCAAUUAAUGGUCCUGGAUUGGCUGAUUUAGGUCCUGGAUCACCUGGAACAGAACCUACUGAAAAGGACAUUAGUGCUCCAGUGGAGCCUGUGCUGGAAGCCCAGGCUUCCAUGUCUGGAGGAAGCUGGAACCCUGAGCUCAAAUUCCUGAGGAUUCUUCAGGCCUCUGACUAUGAAGAUGAGGAUGAGAACAAGGAUGAGGAUGAGGAGAACCAACCCUUUGGAGCAGAGCGUUUAGUCUCUGGAGGCAUAGACUGAAAGCAUCACCUGGGGCAGCCUCGUUCCAGAGCAGGGUGCUUGGCAUCCUGAGGACGACGUGCUAGGAUUACAGGCAUGAGCCACCGUGCCCAGCCUCUUUUUCUAAACAGAAACUUUUCACUCAUCAAUUAUUUGGUUACCCUAAGUACAGUUCAUAUAAAAAAGACAGAUUAAAUGUUCAACUCCUUCUAAACAUUGUCUCAAAAUAGACCAAAUUAGAAAGCUAAAUCUUCUGCCUAUC
Molecule: messenger RNA, 1820 nt
Organism: Lemur catta (Ring-tailed lemur)
Lineage: Eukaryota; Metazoa; Chordata; Mammalia; Primates; Lemuridae
Gene: C10H9orf43
Product: chromosome 10 C9orf43 homolog
Exons: 14
Coding region: 146-1579 (477 amino acids)
Source: RefSeq, a predicted model, not a curated record